Messenger RNA from Danio aesculapii, 2038 nucleotides. RefSeq lists its product as uncharacterized. NCBI's taxonomy places the organism in Eukaryota, Metazoa, Chordata, Actinopteri, Cypriniformes, Danionidae. The coding region runs from base 428 to 1306 and encodes 292 amino acids. The record is from RefSeq and is a predicted model, not a curated record. The transcript has 4 exons.
CUAGAGCCAAACCACAGUUUACACAUUAAGGAACUGUCUGUGGUAAAGUGUCGCUCAUACUAACACAGGAUUAUUCGUACUGUGCCCUCUUGGUCAUUGUUUUCAAAUUGAAGACAAGCUCCUUCGAGAAGCCAAACGCCUGUAUUGAGCAUAGGAAUAGUUUGCUUAUGUUUUAUUCCAAGCGAUGUGCAGCCGAUAAAGCUCGUUCUUCUUUAAAAAGACGAACACAAUUCCGGCUAAAUCGACGGAGAACUCACUUGACAUGCACUUCACGGACUUCCACGGACUACUACUGUAACACAAGCCUGGCCUGUGAGGAGCAAAUUCACCCAUCCACCCACCCGUUCAUCCACCCACGCGGCGUGAAAUCCACACCCCCUCAAGAGUGCAGCAAGGGAAACAAAAGUACCAUUGUGCACAUACAGGGAUGGAGGACAGGAGGCACCUGCCUCCAGAUGGAGGUGGCAACCUCAAGCGCUCCGCCCCAGCAGAGUGUGGCACAGAGGAGAGAGCGGUCAGCAAGGAGCGGGGAGACCCUGAGAGAAAAGACAAUCUCUGUGAUGUUCCCCGCAAGGUGCCUCGUUUCCAGUAUGUAGAUUUCCCUUCCCUGCACCAGUGCAUCCAGCAGCUCUCUGUGCCUCCUCUGAACGGCUGGCUGGGAUCCUGCUCUAUGGCAAAAGCCCCAAACUACAGGCCUGCCAGUCCCAAGGAGAAGGUGCCCAAGUUUAAAUAUGUGGAUUAUCCAUCUCUCCACCACUGCAUUCAGCAGCUGUCUGUGCCUCCGCUAGAAAGCUGGAGUGCAGGGCUGGUCAGGCUUAAUGCAGAGGGGGGACAGCAGAGACCCUUGCAAGCUGGGACAGUGAGGAAGAACCAGAGAAAUGACGGAGGAGAUCAAAACACAAAACAGAACAUGAGUAGAGGCACAGCAUUUACUUUCGAGAGAGACACUCUCAGCUCAGUCUCAAGCAGGGAAGAGGCCCAACAGAGGUUGGAGAAAGGUAAACCAGAAGCUGGCCUGCGGUCAGAGUACAGUUGCAGGUUUGAAUCUGGUUCUGGAUCUCAGACCAACACUGCAGUGAUGAGAAACGUCAGACCGUCUGUGAUUAGCAUGGUGCACACAGAUAAGCAGAAGCACUGGACAAAGCCAGAUCACUUGGAAGCACAGUUGAACUCUCCAGAUUCAGUUGGACGGGUGCCGUGGAGUACCCUCCCAGAGUCAGUCUGCCCAUUCUGCCAACAGAUGUUCACAAACCCAGAGCAGUUCAGGGCUCACCAGCGGAGUCACAGAGAUAAGAGACCAAACUGAUGUGCAGAAAUACUGAGAGAGAGCUGCAUCUGGUGAACAGUUAACGCCACAUCAGGAAUAUCAUCAUCAGAGGCCUUCUCGUGUUGGCUGUAGUGGUGAUCGCUGGCAGGAUCAAAGACACGUUAACCACAUUAGACAGUUUGGGUUCAGACCUUAGGGAGAAUGCAAGCCUUAGUCUUGACUGAUGGUGUGAAGUCUAAAAAGGCCCGACAGAAACAUACAAGCAUACAAUCUGGAUGCACGAUUGCGCACACACACAUGCUCACACAAAAGGGUGCUGACAUACAAACACAUAGAAAGCGUGUCCUAUUUAUGGUUCAGAAGAGGUCAAUAUUUACUGCCCACACAAGGACCAUCAGACAUAAUGGGGUUUCAGCUCAAGGCUGAGGAUUAGAAGCAGAUUUACAGUCUCGUCCGCACAUAUCUGCGUGUUUACAGGGGCUUGAGGGACUGGUGCUUAACAGGAUGGCUUUUAUUACAUACAUGUUCCCCACACUGUGUGCAUGGUGGCAGGCUAAACAUUUAGCUAUGGGUGCCUACAGAAUAAUGGUUAAUGUUAAUGCUGCACAAACAAACAGGCUUGUUAAUAAUUUGUUACUUUAGCUUUUUAUUGUUUUGUAUUUUUUAUGUUUUUUUGGAAAUUAAUGUCUAGUGGCUUCAAGCUGGUAGCUUUAAAUCUUAUAAACGUACCGCUUGUUUUCAAGUGUUUUAAUUGUGUGAGUAAAGGUUUUU